AUGAGGCAAACACUGGAUGGUUUUCAAAACCCCGGUGUCCAAAUUGUUGCUGGCGGGAGCCCCGCCGACCUGGAGUACGCAGAUGACAUCGCCCUUAUCUUUGAAGACCACAGCGAAGCACAAACCCUGUUGAAUAAACUGACCGCCAUCAUACCAUCUUUUGGCAUGGGCCUUGCACCUUCAACGUGCAAAGUCCUGCUUCAGAACGUGCCAUCAGCGAACAUAUCCCUUACAAUUCAAGGAGAACUACUGGAGAUUGUGGGAAACUUUACAUACCUCGGUAGUUGUAUUAGCUCUGACGGAAUUGUGUCUGAUGAAGUCAGUGCAAGAAUCUCAAAGGCUCGAAUCACGUUUGCUAAUUUGCGUCACUUGUGGCGUCAAAAAGGCAUCUCACUGGAUCUUAAGGGUCGUGUGUACCAGGCUACAUCUCCUAAACUUCAUGGACUUCGACCCCUAUUGCUAUGGCGGGACAUACGGAGUGGAGUACCGAAUAAUGCAACGCGGUGGAUCACAGCUUUACAUAGAUUGUUGGAUUUACUGUGCUCUACCGAAGAACGUAUCAACGCACAUUUAUCAACCAUCAAGAGCAGGAGAAAGCCAACACCACAGAGCUUCCAGUGGCACAAGGAACCAGGCGAGGAACUCAUGAGAGAAGCAAGAAAGCCCGGUUCAAACAUCAGUUUGAUUAGAGGAGGCGCCCAUUCAAUAAACCAAAGUACCAAAUCAAUCGGCAGACGCAGGGACACCAACCGUUACAAUGGAUAG
This is a messenger RNA of Opisthorchis viverrini, 765 nucleotides long. RefSeq lists its product as hypothetical. Bases 1 to 765 code for a protein of 254 amino acids. The record is from RefSeq and is a predicted model, not a curated record. The transcript has 3 exons. NCBI's taxonomy places the organism in Eukaryota, Metazoa, Platyhelminthes, Trematoda, Opisthorchiida, Opisthorchiidae.